GGUAGGUAGGUAACCGUUAACCUAGGCCCCGCGUAGAUCAUGGACAAGAAAGUGCAAACAAGUGAUGUUUUGUACUCCCCACAUCUGGGGAUGCCUUUUUAAGGGGAAGUACGGUCCGGAUCAUGCGGCGCAGUGCAGCUUCCGAUUCCCUUAUUUAUACUCUAGUUAGUAUAAAAAAGUUGUUAGAUUUGGGUUUAUGGCAACAUAUUUUCAACUUCAAAUCUUGUCCCACUUACCGUAUUUACACUUACCUACCUGGUAGCCUUAGGCAUUUUUAAUUUUAUACUCACUCGAGCUUCAAAAAGACGGGAAUACAAUUCAAGAAAAUGCCGGCCAAACAGAAGCAGCCCGUAUACGUGCUCGGCGUCGGCAUGACGAAGUUCAUCAAGCCUCGCGGCAAAGUCGACUACACAGAGCUUGGCUUCGAGGCUGGCGUCAAAGCUAUGCUCGACGCCCACAUCAACUACGACGAAGUCGAACAGGGCAUCGCAUGCUACUGCUAUGGCGACUCUACCUGCGGCCAACGCGUCUUCUACCAAUUCGGCAUGACGCAGAUUCCCAUCCUCAACGUCAAUAACAACUGCUCUACUGGUUCCACUGGUCUUUCCAUGGCCCGAAACACCAUCGCUUAUGGCGGCGCUGACUGCAUUCUUGUCGUUGGUUUCGAGAAGAUGAUGCGCGGUAGCCUCCAGAGCUUUUUUAAUGAUAGGGAAAACCCUACCGGCACUUCGGGAAAGAUGAUGCUGGAAACCCGCGGUUACACGAACGCCCCUGGCGCAGCGCAGAUGUUUGGCAAUGCCGGUCGGGAAUAUAUGGAAAAAUUCGGUGCCAAACUAGAGGACUUUGCAGAGAUUGGCAGGAUCAAUCACCAGCAUUCCGUCAAUAACCCAUACUCCCAGUUCCAGGACGUCUACACCCUAGAGCAAAUGCUCAAGUCGCCUAUGAUCCACGAACCUCUCACAAAGCUACAGUGCUGCCCCACGUCGGACGGUGGCGCCGCCGCGGUCCUAGUCUCGCAAGACUUCCUUGAUGCCAGACCGCAUCUGAAGGACCAGGCCAUACUGAUCGCGGGUCAGUGCUUGGCAACGGACUCGCCGAAGCUGUUUUCGCGCAGCGCCAUCGACUUAGUUGGCUUCGAAAUGAGCAAGCACGCCGCCGAGGUAGCUCUCGCCGAAGCCAAGAUCUCGCCCGCCGACGUCCAAGUCGUCGAGCUGCACGACUGCUUCUCGGCUAACGAGAUGGUGACACUAGACGCGCUAAGUCUAUGCGAGCCAGGGAAAGCGCAUGAGAUGGUACGCCGCGGCGACAUCACCUACGGUGGCAAGUACGUCGUCAACCCGUCCGGCGGCCUAAUUUCCAAGGGCCACCCCCUCGGCGCCACGGGGCUCGCGCAGUGCGCCGAGCUGGUAUGGCAUCUGCGCGGCUGGGCGAACAACCGCGCGGUACCGCACACCAGGUUCGCGCUCCAGCACAACCUGGGCCUGGGCGGUGCCGCUGUCGUCACGGUGUACUGCCGCCCGGACCGGGGCGAGGCGCGCAAGCGCGACUCGGCCGACGUCGCGAGGGCGAACGGCCUCGGGUACAACCCCGCCGUCGAGGCCAAGGGUUUCACGGCCGAGCAGUGCAAGAGCGUGCUCAGCAAGAAGGCGCUGAGCACGUGGGCGCUGCAGGAUACGGAGAAGAAAGUUGAGGCGAGGUUCUAAUAAGUUUAUAAUAGAGGACAGAUGAAAUAGAAAGUAUGUCGAGGGGACUCCGCGCAACAGGAACCAAAGCGCAAGAUUGUAUGUUGUGUUUACCUAUUUCUUUUGGGUUCUUUUCUUUAUGGAUUUUCAGGCAUGUCGAAGGGUCGGGCAAGCCACUCAUUAUUCUAAGCAGGUAUUAUCAGGUACUUACUUAGGACAGCUACGGUAUGAUGUGGUAUGAGUUUAUGACAUACUCAUACUUGGGUAUCAGGUACCUAAGGGUAGGUGCAAGGUAUGACACAUACAGUAUAUAUGAGCAAUUAUCGCCUAUUGGCUUGUUAGCCUUAUUCGUGUUGUUAGCCCGAGGCCGUUCCGAAUUAUAUGAAAGGUAGUAGUUAGCAUAGACUCACCUGGAAUGAAUCGAACUUAUUUUCAUAGAAACUGACCCUCUUUCUGCUGGCGUUUUAAGGUUUCUGCUUAAUCUUAGUUAGGGGCUAACGUCGCUUGUGUAUAUGCACCUGUCUCAUCAGGGGGCGGAAAAGUCAGAAAGGAAUAGGGGCAAGUUGUCAUGAGGAUUCUACAAUGGCAAUUUUUUCUAGUUAUAUUAUGUAC
This is a messenger RNA of Daldinia caldariorum, 2294 nucleotides long. Its product is annotated as thiolase-like protein. Lineage: Eukaryota; Fungi; Ascomycota; Sordariomycetes; Xylariales; Hypoxylaceae. The transcript is spliced from 3 exons. The coding region runs from base 327 to 1703 and encodes 458 amino acids. The record is from RefSeq and is a predicted model, not a curated record. Gene Ontology annotation, molecular function: acyltransferase activity, transferring groups other than amino-acyl groups.